GCCUACUGCAUUGUCGGUUUCGGCAAACCACAAAAUCUACGUUUUGACCCUGGCGGGUCUUUUUCAAGAUCUUGAAAAAGACCCACCAGGGUCGAAAUGUCGAUUUUUGUCUCAGAUGUAAUUAUAUUCAAUUAAAUCGCAUUGUUUCCCUUCAAGUCCCAUGAGAUUAUAUUUUUGCAUAUAUAUAUUAUAUAUAUAUAUAUAUAUAUAUACACACACACACACACACAAAAUACAGAAUCCAGCGCACUCGCUUAUUCACUAAACAAUUAUUUAAAAUCUUAGAGAUUGUAAUAGUUUUCUUUAAAAAACAUGUCACCUAGGCAAAAAGUAAUGUGGGUUUAGUUACAUUAUAUGAUCAUAUAUUGCAUAAGCAUGCCACAUCAUCAAUGUACCCCAUUCUUGGCAGGUCCUAGACUAGCAGCCUAAUGCUUGCUCUUAUGAGAUUAAUCCACUUACUUGGGAAAUACUUCCUUACUGGGACUCCUGCAAGUCAAGGCUAAAUAGUCCUGGAAUGAGGCACCUCUGACAGGGAGGGGUGUAAAACCAAGGAGUUGCAAGAGGAGCAAAGCCAGUGAACCACUGAUGGACAGCUGUUUUGUUGUUAUUGCAACUCAUCAGCAUGAGGUUGGUUACCGGCUUGCUAUGGAGGCUUGACAUUACUUGUAAACUACAUACCAAAAGAGUUGUGAUGGGAAAAAAAGUGUGGAUGAAUACUCAAAGGAAUCCAUGUAUAAAGUGGAAUUAUGUAGCAAAAAUGUGGUUCUUUGUUGAGCUCAUUUGCAUACGCCUACCCAAAAUCCCUUGCACUAGUGAGAGCACUGUUAAAGUCAGAUUUCUGUGGGAAAAGCAAGUCUUAUGGCUUGACUGAUGGGUGUAUUUGUGUUUAGCAAUAUACUGUAUAUACUCGAGUAUAAGCCGACCCGAAUAUAAGCCGAGGCCCCUAAUUUUACCACAAAAAACUGGGACUCGAGUAUAUCGAGGAAAUGCAGCAGCUACUGGUAAAUUUCUAAAUAAAAUUAGAUCCCCAAACAAUUACAUAAAUUGAAUAAUUAUUUACAGUGUGUGUAUAUAAUGAAUGCAGAGUGUGUGUAUGUUUGUGUGAAUGUAGUGUGUGUGUAUAUAAUGCAGAGUGUGUAUUUGUAUGAAUGCAGUGUGUGUUUGACGCAGUGUGUGUGUGUGUUUGUGUGAAUGCAGUGUGUGUGUAUAUAAUGCAGAGUGUGUGUUUGUUUGAAUGCAGUGUGUGUGUAUAUAAUGCAAAGUUAUUUGAAAAAUUAUAUGUAGCGUAUAUUAAACUAGGCAUGUUUGAAAGUAUAUCAAACUCUCAUAGUGUUCCAAGCAGGUAGACAUCCCAAUCCUUUAUACAUGGAACAGAGUGGCUAACAUUAUAGGGCAGAGGGUUAACAAAAACACUGACAUAAUUGAAAUUAAAACUUUGAAUGCAUGAAGAAUGUCUGCUUGUUGAAGUACUUUGUAUGUACAGGGAGCUUCCUAUUUGUGUCAUUUUAUGAAAUUAACAAUUUGAAUGCAGUGUGUGUGUAUAUGAUGCAGAGUGUGUGUAUAUGAUGCAGAGUGUGCGUAUAUGAUGCAGAGUGUGCGUAUAUGAUGCAGAGUGUGUGUUUGUGUGAAUGCAGUGUGUGUGUUUAUGCAGUGUGUGUAAACUGGGUGAGGGAAGGGCAUUUUUAUUUUAAUAUUGUUAUUUUAUUAUUUUAAUUAUUUUAAUAUUUGUUUCUUUUUUUGUCCCCCCUCCCUGCUUGAUACCUGGCCAGAGAGGGGGGCUAUCUUAAUCCCUGGUGGUUGAGGGGAUGGGCUGUGCAGUGGGGGGGCUGGGAGCAAGCUUUUACCUGUGCAGCAGCUUACAGUGUAGAUCUCCUUGGCAACACUCUGACGGCCGCGGUUCUCAAGAUUUACACUGUGAGCUGAACUACACGGUGAGCAGACCACGAGAUAUACACUGUGAGCUGCUGCACAGGUAAGUAAGAGCUUGUAAUGAGCCCGGCGGUCCUGGUCUGUAUUAAUGUAAAUUGCCAUAAUACAGACAUUGACUCGAGUGUAAGCCGAGGGGGGCUUUUUCAGCACAAAAAAUGUGCCGAAAAACUUGGCUUAUACUCGAGUAUAUACGGUAUUAACUAUCCACUUACUUCAGGUGGAAGGAGUUUUCAGUCACACUUUUUUCCCACCACAACUCUGUUGAUAGAGAUAUAGAUAUAGAUAUAUAUCUGCAAAGUCAAGGUAGUGCCAGAAUUGCUGUUGUAUGGUACAAUAUCUGAACCCAGCGCAUAAGUCUCAUUCGAAUGCUUUAUAACAUGCUUGGGUGGGAUGUCAGGGAAGGCUAGAUAUUAUACAGCACUUUCUGAGAAAUAUAGUAAAAAUAAUGAAAAAUUAAUUGAAUUUUUAUUUGAAUAAUUUUUCCAUUUUAUAAAAAUGCUAAAGUUUAUUGUUCCUUAAACAAUACAUAUUUAGCUGCCAUAGUUCAACCCAUAGAUUUUAUGACUGCAAAAUAUUACAAUGGCUUCUAUCCAAUUUCCCAACAUUAGACACACUUAGUAAUAUAUUACAGUCACUUAAAUGAGAGUCUUCAACAAAACUGGUGGUAAAAGGUAAGAUAUAGAAAUAUUACAGGCGCAACACGCAUAAAACUAUUUAAAGAGUAUAUUUUGCAGACAUAAAAUUGUGAUACAGAAAAAAGCCUACAGCCAAUGCCAUAGAACAAUACACCAGUUACAGGAGUAAAUGCUGUCAUUUAUCAAGAUUAUACCCACAGAAAUGAAUUUUACACUUAUUGCGAUCUUCAGCAGUAGGACUCAAAGUGAUAAAUUGGCAUAAGGCCAAAACGGGGUGUAAAUUCAAAAAGGAAAUUCAAUAUUUAUAAAUAUUCAACUUAAAAAUUGUAAGUAACCUCAAAUUGCUGAGAAUAGUACUAUUUAUUUGCUCUUAAAAUGUAACCAAUGGUAAAUUUAAAAAACCACAUUACAGGACUUAACUGUGUGACCUCUGUGGAAAAUAUUACAAUGUUAUAUAUUCCCACUUAAAAAAAAAAAAAUUUAAGUAGAUAUUUUAUCUUAAUUAAUAUUUUAUUUUUGCCUUUGAAGGUGUAUAUCAUGAAAAAAAAUAUAUGUAGCGUAUAUUAAACUAGGCAUGUUUGAAUGUACAUCAAACUCUCAUAGUGUUCCAAGCAGGUAGACAUCCCAAUCCUUUAUACAUGGAACAGAGUGGCUAACAUUAUAGGGCAGAGGGUUAACAAAAACAUUGACAUAAUUUAAAUUAAAACUUUGAAUGCAUGAAGAAUGUCUGCUUGUUGAAGUACUUUGUAUGUAAAGGGAGCUUUCUAUUUGCGUCAUUUUAUGAAAUUAACAAUUUGAAUAGAAAUGAAUGUAAAAACACCUUCCUGGCUUCAGUCAGACAGCUGGAAGAUGUUUUUCUUGGUUGUUUAGCUCCAUUAAGCUAUACGAAAAGGCAAGCGAUUGUGCAGAGCACCAUCCUUUGAAAGAUUUUUCAUAGAGCUAUAAUACAGCUCAUGGAGAAGUCUGCAAUUGGAAAACUAAGUGCAUACAAAGCUGCUCUAUGGCUACUCUUUGAAAAGCCUCUAAUUGGUUGAAACAAAAGAGUCUGUGGGAGGGAAGAAGGGGAGGGCUUGCUGUUGCUUCAUAUAUUAGACCUGCAGCACUCGCAAGCCCAUAUAUCAUAUGCCCACAAAGAAAACAUGCAACAAGAAUUACAUGCAUUGUUUCUAGGGGGUACAUCUAUAAAACUGUUAAAAUAUUAUAGGACAUUAUUUUAAUUGAAUUACUAUGAUAAUUACAACAAAUAAUUGCAGCAAAAAACUUUCAGAUAACUUGUGAUUGGAUGACUCGAGGCAAGGUGUUACAGCAGUUAAAGAAAAUUAAUGUAAAUAAAGCUCCGGGGCCUGAUGGUAUUCACCCACGAGUACUGAAGGAGCCAAGUAGGGAAAUAAGUGAACCUCUGCAUUUAAUCUUUCAAGAUUCUUUUGUUUUGUUUCAAGUAUUGUAUUGGAGGAUUGGAGAAAGGAAGAUGUUGUUCCUAUAUUUAAAAAGGGUUCAAAAUCCUUGCCUGGAAAUUAUAUACCUGUGAGCUUAAUUUAUGUGACUGGGAAAAUAUUUGAAGGGCUAUUAAGGGAUAAUAUUCAGGAAUUCAUCGGGAAGAACUUUGUUAUUAGCAAUAAUCAGCAUGGUUUUAUGAAACAUAGGUCAUGUCAAACUAUUUCAAAUAUAUAGACUUGUUUGUGGAGUUAACCUGUAGUGAAAUUGAUAAAAUUAACUACAGAGACCUUAUGGUACAACCAAAUAGUAAUAUCUCUACACAAGAAAAUAUAUCCCUUAAACAUCUAAAAAAAAUUAGAAGAGGUGAUUUUUAAGCCCUCUGAUAAGGGGGGCAAUACGGUCAUCUUAGAUAAAGUAGACUAUGUUUCCAUGGUUCAUAGAUUGAUUAAGGAUGAAAAUACGUAUGAACUACUGAAGGGAGAUCCCACAAAAAAAUAUCUAGCAGAAUUGAAAAUGAUCUUAGAUAAUGCACUGUCUCUAUCGCUGAUAUCUAAGGAAGAAUAUAAUUUCAUUUUUGUCAAAAAAACAAUUACAGCCACUUUUUACGCACUUCCAAAAGUGCAUAAACAGCAACCAACACUUAAUGGGAGGCCGAUAGUAUCGGGCAGAGGAAAUCUGACCCAAAAUGCUAGUUUAUAUGUUGAUCAAAUCUUGAGGAAACUUGUCUUUGAGCUCCCCUCAUAUUUGAAAGAUACGAAACAUAUGUUAAACAUCAUUGGAAGCAUCAAACUUAAUGGGGAUGCCAUUUUAUGCAGUCUUGAUGUUGAAAGCCUGUAUAGCUCUAUACCUCAUGAUGUGGGAUUGCAACAUCUUAGAGCAAUCAUGGAUAGAACACCAGUGGUUUCGUUAAGACAUAAUGAAUUCAUUCAGGAUUUAAUGAGAUUCAUUUUAACGCAUAACCACUUUAUCUUUCAAGGCAAGUACUACCACCAGGUGAGAGGGACAGCUAUGGGGACGGCUUGUGCCCCCUCAUAUGCCAACCUCCACCUGGGAUGGUGGGAAAGCACUACUGUGUUUAAUGUCAAUAUGGAAAAAUACACAAGACACAUUAAGUUAUGGAAAAGAUACAUCGAUGAUGUAUUAAUUAUCUGGACGGAUACAGCUGAGCUCUUUCUAGAGUUUGUGGCAAUUCUCAAUCUCAAUAAUAUCAACCUGAGAUUGACCAGUGAAAUUGGGGGAAAUGAAAUUAAUUUCCUUGACAUUACUAUCUCUUUAACAGAUGAAGGAGAUCUUAUAUCUACACUCUUUCGUAAACCGACUGCAACGAAUAACCUUUUAAAUUGGACAAGUUAUCACCCUCCCUCACUAAAAAGAGGGAUUCCAAUUGGGCAAUACCUGCGUCUUAGAAGAAAUUGCUCAAAUAUUGAAGACUUUAAAAUUAAGGCUAGAGCUCUGCAACAUCAAUUCAAACAGAAGGGCUACCCGAAUAGGUGUUUAAAAUAUGCAUAUAAACGCGCACUAUGUGAAGAGCGGUGGGAACUGUUAAAGGACAAAAGCAUCCCUAAAUUAACACAAGAGAUAAUUAGGUGCAUAGGGAAUUUUGAUGCAGGUUGGAACCAGAUCAUGGAUAUUUUGGAUAGAUUUUGGCCCCUCCUACACCAAGAUAUACACCUAAAAAAAGUCAUUACCCCAAGAGCAUCAGUGACAGCUAGAAGGGGCCGCAAUAUCAAGGACAUUUUGGUCCCUAGUCAUCUAAAAAGUACACCUCAAAAAAAUACAUGGUUAAAAUCCACGGUUUUGGGUACUUAUCAAUGUGGCAAAUGCAAGGCGUGUAAAUUUAUACGCAGACCAUCAAAAAAGUUCCAAGACUCUUUAGGACAACAAGAAUUUCUAGUUAAGAAUUUCUUUAAUUGUCAAACCAUGGGAAUUGUGUACUUACUAUCAUGCUCCUGUAAGAAAUUAUAUGUGGGCAAGACUUCACGAAAAUUUAAACUGAGGAUUGGGGAACAUGUAAAUUCGGUGAAUCCGAAAAGAUUGGUCGACACUCCAGUUUCUAAACAUCUCAAACUACAUCAUGGAGGUUCAGCAGAGGGCAUCAGAUUUUGUGGCAUUGAAAAAGUUAUACUUGGACCAAGGGGAGGGGAUUUGGACAAAAGACUACUCCAAAGAGAGAGCUUUUGGAUCUAUAAAUUGAAAACGCUCUCUCCCCUUGGUCUGAAUGAGGGAUUUUCAUAUGCAUCUUUUAUAUAAGAUUUAAAUUGGUUAAUUCAGUUUUGGUCUGUAUGGACACAACUGGUAUCUCUCUAUACCACUGUAUAUUAUGUAUAUAAGUAUUAUUUGAUAGGCUGUAAUGAUUUAUACCUUGGUAGUGGCACUUGUAAUUGUUGUAAAUAGUAGAUGUAGCUGUGGGCUUAAUAUAGCCAUUACUUAGACUAGUAUAUAUAUAGGGUUUUAUGCAUUUUAAUUUCCACCUACAGACAGCCAUGAAGAUAUUAAUUAUGUUCUCCAGCUCUGUAACCCGAGGAAUUAGUAAUAAAGUUAAGGAUCUAGCCUUGGGUAACAUUAUUAGAUAUGAUUUGUAUGACCCCCUCUCUUCGGCAUUUUCAAUAUGAGAUCAAUAUAUUAAUGCAGAAUGAUCUGGACAUAUCUAUAGGUCUAUCUAUAUGUGAUAAUAUAAUAGGGUUCCCAGAUGGAUAAUGUGACAUAUUGUGGAUACUCCAAUAUAGACCGGCAGAUAAGAUGGAUAAUAGAGGUUUGUAUUUACAUCAUGUAAGCAUGCUACAUCUUGAACACGCCCACAUGAGGGAUAGACAGCUCUCGGACACCUAGGUUGCCAGGCACUGAUACGCCUACAUGAUUACAUGUAGGGGCGUACCCGGGAUCAAUGUGUUCGUCCUGGAAUAGGACGGAUGACGUGUUGGCUCCGCCCCUUUGACAUCAUGUGGGCGGUAGACGCAACACGGAAGUAUGAGUGGUAAUAUAAUAGGGUUCCCAUAUGGAUAAUGUGACAUAUGGUGGACACUCCAACAUAGACCGAUUGAUAGGACGGAUAAUAAAGGCUUGUAUUUACAUCAUGUAAGCAUGCUACAUCUUGAACACGCCCACACGAGUGAUAGACAGCUUUCGGACACCUAGGCUGUCAGGUAUCGACACGCCUACCUGAUGACAUGUAGGGGCGUACCCGGGAUCAAUGUGUCCGUCCUGGAAUAGGACGGAUGACGUGUUGGCCCCGCCCCUUUGAUAUCACGUGGGCAGUAGACGCAACACGGAAGUAUGAGUAGGUAAUCAUACACACGUGGGGAACAUAUCUUCUAUAUACAGAUUGGCUGAUGCGAGGAGGAACACCUGGGCACUUAAGGUAUUUAAGAGACACCAUUACGAAUAGUAAGUUGGCCCCUGACGAAGGUGCACUCUCUAAGCACCGAAACGCGCGUUGGGCGUUUUGCCAAUUUCUACACUGGGCACUGAAUGGCACUUUAGCACUAUGAAUUGCACUUAAUAUUUUUUUUUGCUCUACCUUCUAAUAUAUUCCUAUGCCUGUCUAGCUAGUUUACCAGGGAGAGAGGCUUUGAUAACUUAAUAAAUAUAUGGCAGUUUGUUUUUGACUGACCAUUAGUUUAUACCAACUUUUCUCUACUUCAUAUCUAUAUUUAAGAAUCUCUCUCUAUUAUUGACUAUUAUAGACCUCUUCCUGUAUAUUGUUUAAGGUCUGCUGUCUUUAUAAUAUUUUGGUUUACAUAUGGCUGGACUCAAUACAAAUUAAUUUUGCAAGGGCAUAUAUUAUUAGCAGCCAUUUACUCUUUGGUUGUUUACUAUAUAUAUAUAUAUGGAUAUAAGGCAUUUGUGGGGUUUUGCACUUUAGAAGAUAGUCACUGGCAAUUAGACAGAUAUAGGUAUACUUUCUCCUAUUUAGCAUAGGUAUUCAAUUAAAGCUGGUAUAUAGGAGUUUAGUCUCCUCUAUAUAUCUAUAUGAUAUAUUGCCAGGUCUUGAUUUUGGUGCAUUUCCCUUUUAGUGAGCAUAGGAAUAUUAGCAUUUAUGUUAUAUCUAUUCUAUAUUUUUUAUUAGAUGGGUUAGAUUGGAUAUAUUCCCUAGUUAAUAUUUUUGCACGCUACAUCGCUAUAUUAUAUUUCCAGGCAACGCAGUCAGCCUAGGAUUGGUUAGACAUCCUACGCUUGCCUGCAUUUGUUUUUUUUUUUGUGGCAUGUCAAACUAACCUAAUUGCAUUCUAAGAAGAAGUAAGUAGAAGUAUAGAUCACGGUAUUGCAGUGGAUGUGAUCUACUUGGAUUUUGCCAAGGAAUUUGAUACAGUUCCUCACAAUAGGUUAGUCUUCAAACUAAAAGAAAUUGGUCUAGAUAAAUAUUCUUGUUCUUAGAUAGAACAUUGGCUUAAGGACAGAGUACAAUGAGUUGUCAUUAAUGGUAAAUUUUCAGGUUGGACAAAAGUGGUAAGUGGUGUCCUUCAGGGUUCUGUUUUGGGACCGCUUAUAUUUAACAUAUUUAUUAAUGAUCUUGAAAUAGGCAUUAAAAGCCAUGUUUCAGUGUUUGCAGAUGACACAAAACUUUGUAAAGUAAUAAAAUGUGAGCAGUAUAUUGCUUUGCUGCAGAUGGAUUUGGAUAGAUUGGGGGACUGGGCACUAAAAUGGCAGAUACAAUUUAAUGUAGAGAAAUGCAAAGUUAUGCACUUGCCAUAAAGCUGACUUUUUGUGAAUUUGACUCAUAUCCUGUAAAAUAGUAAUAUAACUUUUGCAUUUUUUUAUAGAAACAAAAUGGUAUUUUAAACUUCCUUUGGACAUUUAAAAUUAUAGGCUACCUUUAACAUUUGACUGACUCCAAAGACACACAUUUCCGUUAGGAAAAAAAUAAGAGCCCAAAACUAUCCAUGUUUCUGUGCUUGUUCAUAUUUUAUGCUGGAAGACAUUAUUACAAUCCAUAAUAACUGCAAAAAAAUAAAUAUCAAAACCUAUUAGAAUUUUUUUUCUAGAUUUUUAGCUUGGGAGAAGUUCUGAACAACCUGGAAUUUUGAAUUUGACUUUGAUAAAUUUAACACAAACACAAAAUAUUAUCUGCUAAUCUGUUUGCAAAUUAAAAUUGAUAUUUGUAUUUCAUAUAAUUGGCUUGCAUCAAAUUCUUGAUGUAUUAAUAGUGCAUAAAUGUUUUUUUUUUUUUUUUUUUUGUAUCCUUAGAAGAAUUGUUAGUUAUAUUACUCUAUUUUCCAGACACUGCAGAAGUUCACUAAACCAAAAAUAUUGGUUAAUUUCAGAAGAGAAGUGCACAUUUAAAGCCAAAACAGCCUAACUUAGAAAAUAGUUGAGUUGGGGUUUUCUUUUUUUUAAUUUUCGACCUAUUUUAGCCCAAAGUUUAUAUUUCCCUUGGCAAUUCUUCACAAUUUUAGUACAAUGUCUACAACUACCCAAUUAGGUUAGAUAUUCGUGUUUAGAAGAGAAUUUAAGAUGUAUUAGGAUGACAGCACCACAGGCAUCUAAUCAGUAAAAGCAACUGAGAAAGCAAGAUAAAUUAAGAUGACUUAUUUCCAGGGGCGUUACUAGGAUGCAAAAACACCAGGGGCCCUAAUAUGUUCUUAUUAUUAUUAAUAUUAUUAUGACUCUAUUGUUGGCAUUUAUAAAGCUCCAACCUUUCUGUAGCGCUUUGCAAUAUUGUAAGGGGGGUGCGGAUGUAAAAAUAAACUAAACAAUACAUGCUCUAUAACUUCUAUUGUGACACCAAAUCUUUUGGUUAAAUUCAGAGAAUUUCAUGAACCUAUAUUUGUAAACUCCAAACCUACUAUAUUAACCUCAAGCCAUGUUAAAUUAGCCCUUCACCCACUGCAUUAAAACCCUACAUCCACAGCAAUACCCUCCACUGGGCUGUAUAGUUGACUCCAAAUAUCAUGCUUUAUUUUAUUUUUUUAAUUUUAAUUAAUAUAAUCUUGUUGAUGUAGGACUCAAUGUCGUUAGUUGAGCAGUAAACAAUCUAGGGGUUAUUUUAUGAAGUACCUUGGAAAUAGCUAUUUUGCAAAAGCCUAUGUUUAAAUGAAUGAUGAUCUAUGACAAUUUCUAUUUUUUUUCACGAUUCUUCAAAAAAAGUCCUUAUCUGCUAUGGUAAGGUAAUUAAGCACAGGUAAUCACUCAGACGCAUUGUCUCUUCUCAUUGAGUGAAAGUUAUUUUGCUCUUCAAUUUAAGUUUUUUUUUGCAAACCAACACAUUCAUUGUACAGGUGACUAAUGUAUUAGCUCCCAUUUGUGUGCAGAGCUAAAUGGUUAGUAAUGUGUUGAACAAACCACUGAUUUUAUGGCAGAUGGUGUGAUUAGCUAAAAAUAAUUACUAUCCUAUAAUCUCAAUAGUUAUACUCUCGAAAUUGUAUUUUUUUUAAUGUUUGAGGUCAGGAAUUUUAUUCUAAAAGAGAACAUUAGAGUUUUUUUUCACAUAAGAUAUAAUAAAAACAAUUAUUACAGUCUUCUUACAGAGAUAUUAAAAUAUAUAUUGGAGACAGUGACACUUCCUGCCAUUUUAUUGAUGUAAGCUGAAACUGCUGUGUCCGGGACUGUAACUCCUACUAAUCACAAGCAAUACCAGGGGCGUAUACGUAAGGAAUAAUUGAAGACGGGCCGAUGAAUUGUUAGAAAAAUAAUGCACACCCGAGGUGGUAAUGCAGUCACGGCGCGAAGCGGAGUGGCCAUUACACCUCGGGUGUGCAUUCUUUUUUUUCUAAUAAUUAAACGGCAUGGAGUCAAUUAUUCCGCAUAUACUACAGUUACCACACCUCGAAACAUUGUUCAGAUGAUGCAUUUCAAGUUUUUGUCAUUAAAACACUCUUGUAUGUAGGACUAAUUUCUUACGCAACUGUAAUGCGAUCAAGACCUGUCUGGAACUACUUUAGCCGUGCAUCUCCCUGAAAAUAAUGCACACCUUAGAACGUUCGUCAACCAAUCAGAUUGAAACGUUCAACUACCCUGUAGUAUAAUUAACAUUAACACUAUACUUAACAUUAACUACUAUGCCGACAUUAACCCCUUAAGGACACAUGACAUGUGUGACAUGUCAUGAUUCCCUUUUAUUCCAGAAGUUUGGUCCUUAAGGGGUUAAACAUACACUUCAAAUUAAUGGCAAUAGUAAUUGUGCCUUCAUUGGUUUCAGUUUUGUAAAGUUUGUAGCAGAAAAAAACAUAUGCUCUGUCAUAAAAUACUCACCCACACUCUUACAGUUUCAGUUUCAUAUACUAAAUUGAACUUGGGAUGUGGUAAUUACAAUUAUUUAUAUAGUGUCAACUUAUUCCACAGUGCUGUACAAUAGGAAACAAGGCAAAUAUUUAAUUCCAACAAAGCAUGCAUGACAUAUGGGAACAGAAGGGGAAGACGGCUUUCCUGCCCAUAUUAGAUCACAAUCUAAAGAGAUGAGCGACACAUGCACAAAGGGAAAGUAAGGGAAUCAAGUGACUUAAAUGUACCUAGGUAUGGGAUGGGUGUUUGGGAGGAGGGAGAACAGACGAAAGUUGAAGGGAUUAGGUGGCAGAUGAAAGUUGAAGGGAUUAGGACUAAAGGGGAAAACUGAUAGGUCUCUCGAAACAAAGUGUGUUUUUAGGUAUUUUUGAAGGAGUGCAGAGACGAGGAGAGUCAGAUGUCCCAUGGAAGGGCAUUCCAUAAAGAGCAGGGAGCCCUGGAGAAUCUGGGAUGUGGGUGAGAGAAUGGAACAAUAAUAAGCAAUCAGCUGAGCGAAGAGGCUAAAAUGGAGCAUGUCUGCUAAUGAGUGAGGAGAUGUAAGCAGGGUAGCAGUAAUGGAGAGCUUUGUAAGUAAGCAUUAGAACUUUGAAUGAAAUUCUAAAUUAAACAGACUGAGACUGACGUAGGGGUGAGGUGUAAGCAUUCUUGGACGUAAGGUAGAUGAGCGUUGCAGAGACGUUCAUUAUGGACUGCGGUAAGUCAAUAAAAAAAAUGACAAAAUCUGGGUGAAAAGUGGAAAAAAGUCUCCAAUUUACAGGCUUAUUUACUGUAGGGUAUCCAUGGAAAUUCUACAUGAAUUUUAUAUUUUAGAUCAAAAUAGCUGAACUAAAAACAUAGCUAACUGAUUUUGUGUUUUAAAUAUGACUUUCACUUUGGAUUUCCUACGAUUUAGUAAAUAACCCUAUAUGCUUUGAUGCAAGUCUACAUUUUGCACAUUAUGUUGUCAAUUGCUUAUAAUUCAUUGUUUACUAAAUAAACCCAUUUACAUGAAUGUGAUGGAAACUCCCCCUAAAACUUGCAAAUUGCUUCUUGCUCAUGGUGCAUACUAUUUUUCUUAGCCAUCGAUUGAAGUUCAACAUAUAUCUCUGGAUUUAUCAAAGACAAAAGAUGCAAUUGGAAGAAACACACGUUUUAUUUUGCACCUGGGACAACUCAAUCAUCGGACGUCCGUAUCUACAUAGAUUUGACUGAGAAUAAAAACCUUUGGGUUUCUGUUGGAGAAUAUGCAGUCUGCAUUCUAACAUGCAGAACAGAAGUUUAAUAGGUGUUACAGAAGGUUAUUCUUUCUUUUACUACGGGGGGUGGCAUGCUGCCUGCGAUAAUGCACAAAUAUUUUUUAUUGAUUUGACAAGAAGAUCUUCCUCGGAUUGCUAAGAUUGCUCCUGUCUCUAGAGUGACAUUAAACCCAAGCACUGUACAUGCUCACACAUAAGUUGCCAUUAGCAGUUUUUCUUAGUGAAUUCCCCAGCGUGUUUCAUAUCAUGUCAGGAAUACGAGAGGUGAUGCUGUUUGCCGCAUGUUUGUGAACAAGAAGCAGACAAGUAUGUCAGGUCGUAAAGUAACAACCAUGCUAAAAAGGGAUGGAGUGAACUGCUCGAAAUAAAUUCUCUUUACUGAUGGCCACUAGGAUGUUGUUUUCAAUAUUUAUAGAGGUACCCCUUUCCUGCAGCCUAAUAAAUUAUGUUCUAUGCUUAGAACAGAUAAACCAAGGUAAAAAGCUUUAUUUAAGAAAAAGCAUAUACUGUAAUGUAUUGACCCCCAUAGGCUUAAUUUUUCUUAACAUUUUAAUGUUAGUGCUGGCCAAUGUGGCCAUGCAAGUGCUAGCCAGCUGCCACAUGAUUAACCCUUAAAGCACACUGAAUUUAGUAAAUUUUAUGGCUUUCCAAAAUAAAUUUGUCCGUAUCGACAUAUCUCCAAAUUUUGGAGGUGUAGAACAAAAUUGUUUGAAGAACCAACAUUUUACACCCUGGACAAGUCUAACUCCACAGAUUGUAUGAGUUAUGAGAAAUGCUCACAGAAUAAAACUUAAUUCAGAGCAAAACAGAUGCAUCUCUAUUCACCAGACAUAUAAACGGUAAAUGGGCUUAUCUACAAGUUUAUGUAGGUGACGUUUUGUUGUGCAGUGAGGGACAACAAGACUGUAG
Messenger RNA from Pelobates cultripes (western spadefoot toad), 13363 nucleotides. The record is from the annotation of a GenBank genome assembly. Lineage: Eukaryota; Metazoa; Chordata; Amphibia; Anura; Pelobatidae.